Messenger RNA from Erinaceus europaeus (western European hedgehog), 1504 nucleotides. It is a transcript of the gene CCDC166, whose product is annotated as coiled-coil domain containing 166. Bases 102 to 1379 code for a protein of 425 amino acids. NCBI's taxonomy places the organism in Eukaryota, Metazoa, Chordata, Mammalia, Eulipotyphla, Erinaceidae. The transcript has 3 exons. The record is from RefSeq and is a predicted model, not a curated record.
AAAGGCUGGAGCCCUGGGCUGAGCUGGAGGGUUUGGAGCUUGGGGCCUUGGAGGCUGGAGGAGCCCUGAGAAGGUAGAGAGGGCAAGGCCUGAAUGGGUGCAUGUCCAGUGCAGCGCUGGGACAGCGCUUGAGGCCCCCAGCUCUGGCGCCCAAGAAGAAGCGCGUACAGAGCGCAGGACGCCGGCCUGGCGAGAGCGCGGAGCCGCCGCUGUCGGAGCGCGCGCAGUACCUGCAGCGCGAAUAUGCGCUGCUGUCGGAGCAGCUGGAUGCCUCCUCCGGGCGCGUGGACCAGGUGCUGCAGGAAAAUGCCUUCCUGGACAGCGAGGCGGUGCGCCUGCGCGAGGAGAACCGGCUCUACGCCAGCUACGUGAGCACGCGAGCGCAGCGCUGCCCCAACGCCAUCGUCCGGAUGGACCAACAGAACCGCGAGGACCUGACGCAGAUCCAGUGGCAGCGCGCGGAGCUGGAGCGGCUUUACCGGGGCCGCGAGGACGAGGUGCGCGCGCAGCUGCUGGAGGCGGAGGAGCGCGCAGCGAAGAUGGCGCUGCAAGUGCAGGAGCUGCAGCCCUACAAGGAGCUGCAGCUGGAGCAGCUGGCCCGCAUCCGGGCGCUGGAGCGGGAGCUGCUGCACAAACGCGUGGAGCACACGCAGCUGCUGCACCGUGUCAAGAAGCGCUUCCUGGACGACAAGGCCACCUUUGAGCGGGAAUCCCGUCAGCGCGUGCAGUCCCUGGCGCGGCGCGCAGAGCGGGAGGCGACGAGGGCGCUCUUCACUCACACCCAGGCAGUCCGUGUGGACAACGGGCGCCUGCGGUUGGAGCUGCUACGGCUGCUCAGCCGAGCCCAGCUACUGCACGACAUGCGACGCCAGCUGCUGGAGCAGCGGGACCAGCUGCGGCGCGAACACGAGGACACACGAGACCUCGCGCGGGUGCAUGGCUGGCUGCACCGGGGCGCCGAGGGUCCCCCGCUGUGGCAGCCAACACCACCCUCAAACCCGGGAUCACACCCCUCAAGAGAGGCAGCAUCCCGGGAUGUGUCGCGUGCCACCUCCUGGAAUCCUUCCCAAGUCUCUGUGAACACUUUGCUAAGGGGUUCUAGGGCCUCAUCGAUAGUCUCUGUUAAACCGGGUUCAAGAGGCCUGUCCUACAUCCCGUCCCGCGCGGGUUCGCAGGUUCCAUCCUUGGUCCCGAACUUGCCAGGUACCCUGGACCCGCCUGUUGCCCCGUCCCACUCAGGUACCAAGGUCGCUUCCUUCAGUCAGUCCCAUCGGAGCUCCCAGUUGCCCCUCAGGACCUCACAGAACACCAUUCCCAUGGUGAAAUCGGCACCGGCUGUGGAUUCCUCCAACCCCCCAGAAAAAGAAGAACUUAAGUAGUGACGCAACAGGAAGAGCCUGAGGUUAGCAUAGAGGAAACCAGUGUACAAGACCUUACCUGGGGAACUCCACUGUUAAUAAAUGUGUGGCACCACUAAGAUUCGGUGCCAUUCAUUAAGUCUUCA